Drosophila busckii is the source of this 957-nucleotide messenger RNA. It is a transcript of the gene TBCB, whose product is annotated as tubulin-folding cofactor B. Gene Ontology annotation, biological process: post-chaperonin tubulin folding pathway; cytoplasmic microtubule organization; tubulin complex assembly. Lineage: Eukaryota; Metazoa; Arthropoda; Insecta; Diptera; Drosophilidae. The record is from RefSeq and is a predicted model, not a curated record. Gene Ontology annotation, molecular function: microtubule plus-end binding; alpha-tubulin binding. The transcript is spliced from 4 exons. Bases 126 to 869 code for a protein of 247 amino acids. Gene Ontology annotation, cellular component: nucleus; microtubule plus-end; cytoplasm.
UUAUCAACUCAGCUUUUCAUUUAACAAUAAAUAUUUUGAUAUUGACUUGUGUAAACAAGAAGAACACACAAUCAUAUUCUACUUAUCAGCAUUUAAUUACAAGCUACUCUAGAAGCCGAGCAACGAUGUCAGGAGUACUCCAUUUGGACACAGGAAAUGUAUCCAGUUAUAUUACAGCAAGUGUGUCCAAUUCCCAUAAUGAUGUCGUCGCUUUUGAGAUGAAAUUUGCCAAAGAUAUGACCAUUGCUCAGCUAAAGAGUAAAUUGGAAAUAUUGACUGGUGGAAAUGCCGGAACCAUGAAAGUGGAGUUAUUCAAAGGAGAUGCUUUACUACAUUUGUUAGACAACAAUGAUGCUAAGCUUGGCUAUUACGCUGAUUGCGACGGCUUAAGACUGCAUGUUGUAGAUAUUUUCUCCAGCUUCGCAUUUGACAAUGAGUCAAUUGAAAAGUUUGAGCUUUCAAACGAUCAAUAUGAAAAAAGGACCGACUCGGUGCGAAACUUUUUAAAACAGAACAAGCUAGGCAAGUACAAUGAAGAGGAAAUGCAGCAAAUGGAAGAGAAACGCCGGCAACAGGCUGAAGAAAUACAAAAGCGUGCGUCACUCUGUGUUGUGGACAGCCGGUGUCAGGUAACUGUACCCGGAAAUCCAACUCGUCGUGGCACUAUAAAAUAUAACGGACCCCUUGAUGGAAAAACUGGUGUAUUUAUUGGUGUAGAGUAUGACGAGCCAUUGGGCAAAAAUAACGGAAGUGUUGCUGGCAAAGCGUACUUCGAAUGCCAACCAAAUUAUGGCGGCUUCGUUUCACCAUUGUCCGUGGAGGUCGGCGACUUUCCACCAGAGGAAGUGGACCUGGACGAUGAGCUUUAAUUAUAAUGAAAACAAGCAAAUAAACUAUUAACAAAAAUAAUCUAAUUUUGCUUCUAUAUCCCAACUAAUCCUAGAGAUUAUAUUUAUU